AUGCCUGCCCGUAUCUCUUUUUACCGUCCCACCGGCCAGUCCCGCCGCCAAGCCCGCUCCGCCCACGACCACGACGUCUUCGAGGGCCUCCCCGUCCGCCGCUGGUCCCGCGACUGGGUCUCCGUCGGCAAGUCGCAGCCCCCGCCGCCCCCGCAGCCUGAGCUACCGCUCCCCAAAGAAACCCACCUCCUCCAACCCAUGUCGCAGGCGCUCCUACAAGCCGCGCGCUCCUCCUCCUCAACCACACCUAAGCCCGUCCCUGCCGCGCCCAGCCCCCCCGGCGGACGCAGGUUCAUGACGAAGCGCUGGGUGCGCAUCGCGCGAAACAUGGAGGGGCCUGAACCCGUCUACCUCGCGAAGGUGCCCGACCGCCCGCGCCGCCGCGGUGAGGAGGUGGUCGAGGUGGUGCAGCAGCAGCAGCAGCAGCAGCCGACAGCGGCGACAAGGCGGCGCGUGCCGCCGCCGAAGAGAAAGGCGAAGCCAAGGGGUAGGAAGCCAGGGCCGAAAAAGACGGUGAGCUUUGCCGAGGAGCGCUUGAGGACGUUUCCAAUUAUGGUGCCACAUAAUUCGGAUCCAAGGGCGCCCGGGGGACCGAACCCGCCGGAUACGGUGAUGGUGGAUGCGGCGCCUGUGGUGGUGGUGGAGGACGAGGUGAAGGGGGAGGUGGGGGAGGAGAAGAAGGAGGAGGAGGCGGGCAGGAAGGAGCAUCCGUUGCCGCCGAGGCCGGCGGGACUGCCACCGAAGCCGGUGGGGGCGGCGGAUUUGGGGGCGAAGUAG
Morchella sextelata is the source of this 777-nucleotide messenger RNA. RefSeq lists its product as uncharacterized. The record is from RefSeq and is a predicted model, not a curated record. Bases 1 to 777 code for a protein of 258 amino acids. NCBI's taxonomy places the organism in Eukaryota, Fungi, Ascomycota, Pezizomycetes, Pezizales, Morchellaceae. The transcript has 2 exons.